This is a messenger RNA of Helicoverpa zea (corn earworm), 3423 nucleotides long. RefSeq names its product neprilysin-2 (gene Nep2). The coding region runs from base 275 to 2596 and encodes 773 amino acids. Gene Ontology annotation, cellular component: plasma membrane. Gene Ontology annotation, molecular function: metalloendopeptidase activity. The transcript has 17 exons. The record is from RefSeq and is a predicted model, not a curated record. Lineage: Eukaryota; Metazoa; Arthropoda; Insecta; Lepidoptera; Noctuidae. Gene Ontology annotation, biological process: protein processing.
CGAAGCCGCGGCCGACUGUGCAGCACCGUGGACAACUCAGGUGAGCGCCAUCGCACUCGACCACCUGGCCGAGCAGCCGUCUGCAGCCACACGCGCCCUCCUAAUUAGCAGUGGUGUCGGUGCCUAGCCGCGCAGUCACAACACGCCACCCGCUGCCGCCGCCGGUACUACUCGGCCGCCUGUUGCCCGCGACGCCCGCGCUCGCGAUCCGCUCCCGAACACCGCAUGCAGCCCGCGUAAGUCCCUCGCUAACCUAACACAACUACCCGGUCCAAUGAGUGGGGACGCAGGAUACAUUUCAACAAACUACGAUAUGAGGAACAACGUGAAGCCUUCGUUUUGGGGCCAGAGGACGAAGAUGGAGAAACGGCUGAUGUUGGCAGCUGGCGUGACGACUGUCCUCGCCAUUGCCUUCCUCGCUGCCUUCGUGGCCACACUCGUGGUGCGAUCCUCCACAGACAUCAGCGACAUACCUCAGACUAGUGAACUGAGAAUUUCUUCGUCCGUGCCGCCGGCAGUGGUCGUUAAAGGGGGACCAGCUGAUGUGGAGCUUUGCAACAGUCCUGGAUGUAUCCAUACAGCUUCCAAACUGCUGUUGAACAUGGAUGACAAGGUGGACCCUUGUGAUGACUUCUACGACUUCGCUUGUGGUUCCUUCAUGAAGAACACUCGCAUACCUGAUGACAAGACGUCAGUGAAUACCUUCUCCAUCAUCACGGAUCAGCUGCAGGAACAGAUACGAGCCCUGUUGGAUGAGCCUAUUAUUGAGAAUGAGCCUAGGCCGUUUGCCUUGGCUAAGACUCUGUACCAGGCUUGCAUGAACCGAACUGCAAUCGAGUCUCGCGGCGUGCAGCCCCUGCUCGACAUGCUGAAGAGGCUCGGCGGCUGGCCGGUGCUCGAUGGAGACUCCUGGGACGAAAAGUCCUUCUCCUGGGAACAGUCUGUCUACAAAUUCAGAUCGGCCGGUUAUUCCGUCGACUACUUCCUCGAUUUCUCCAUCAGCGUUGACGUGAAGAACUCCACCAAGCGUAUCAUCGAUCUGGACCAGGCGUCUCUAGGUUUGAGCCGAGAGUACCUGAACCGUGGGUUCAGUGAUAAGCUCGUGCAAGCUUACUACGAGUACAUGGUCGACAUCGCCACCCUGCUGGGAGCUGAGCGCGCCCGCGCAGAGGUUGAUCUCAAGGAGUCGCUGCAAUUCGAAAUGAAACUUGCCAAUAUUUCCUUGCCACUGGAGAAACGUCGUAAUGCCACUAGCUUAUAUAACCCGAUGACUAUUGCCGAGCUGACCCAGAAGUUCCCUAAGAUCCCAUGGCUGGAGUACAUCAACCGGCUUCUCGCCCCUCACGUGACCAUUGGAAUGGACGAAAUCACCAUCGUUAGCGUGCCUAAAUACAUUUCUGAUCUCGAGGUCCUUCUGGAGAAGACGCCAAAGCGUGUGCAAGCUAACUACGUGAUGUGGCGUGUGGCUGGCGCGUCCGUCUCCUACCUGACUGACAGCUUGCGUCGCCGUCAGCUCGCGUACGUCACUGCUCUAUCCGGCAAGACUGAACGGGAGAGUAGGUGGAAGGAGUGUGCUGAUACCACCAGUGUUAGUAUGUCGAUCGCUGUGGGAGCUCUGUACAUAAGGAAGUAUUUCAAUGAAAACUCAAAAGCUAAUGCCUUGGAGAUGGUGAACGAUAUCAGACAACAAUUUCGCAAGACACUGAACGAGGUAGACUGGAUGGACGAGAAGACUCGUAAAGCCGCGCUGGAGAAAGCUGACUCCAUGUCAUCGCACAUCGCAUACCCCAGUGAAAUGUUGGACAAUGACAAGCUUACCAAAUUCUACGAAGGGUUGGAAAUGUCAUCUGACAAGCUCAUGGAGUCCGUCCUGAACCUCACACUGUUCGGCACCGAGUACCUGUUCGGCAAACUUCGGGAGCCAGUCAACAAGACCGACUGGGUGACCCACGGCCGCCCCGCCAUCGUCAACGCCUUCUACUCUUCUAUUGAGAACAGCAUUCAGUUCCCGGCCGGUAUCCUGCAAGGUGCUUUCUUCUCUGCUAAGCGUCCCGCCUACAUGAACUACGGAGCCAUUGGUUUCGUCAUUGGACACGAAAUUACUCACGGUUUUGAUGACCAGGGUCGCCAAUUCGAUAGGAACGGAAACCUAGUGGACUGGUGGCAGGAGAUGACCAAGCAGAAGUACCUCGAGAAAGCCAAAUGUAUUAUUGAUCAGUAUUCCAACUACACCGUCGAAGAAGUAGGCCUCAAGCUGAAUGGAGUGAACACCCAAGGCGAGAACAUCGCAGACAACGGCGGAAUCAAGGAAGCGUACUAUGCCUACCAGGCGUGGACCCACCGACACGGAGAGGAAGCAAGACUGCCAGGUCUAGAGAAAUACACACCUAAACAGCUAUUCUGGCUGAGCGCGGCGAACACGUGGUGCGCGGUGUACCGGAACGAGGCGAUCAAGCUGCGCAUCACGACCGGCUUCCACGCGCCCGGCCGCUUCCGCGUCGUCGGCCCGCUGUCCAACAUGGAGGAGUUCGCCGAGGACUUCAAGUGCCCCGCCGGCUCGCCCAUGAACCCACACAACAAGUGCAAAGUGUGGUAGUGCCUCCGUACCGCCGCCGCCUCUCGAACACUGACAUGCAUGGUGCAUGAUGCGCCCACUCACGAGCUACCCACACGUCCACCCGAACAUUCGACAUUACACACAGUUCGCCUCCUGUACUUAACCGUGUGACGUACAUGCGAAUAAAUUCAAUCUCACACUAUUUAUCUAAACAAUUCGAUUCUAUAGUACUUACGUAUUUGUAGCUCGGCUGUGCUAACGCGAUGAACCUACACCUAGACUAUGGUUAGUGCAACUUUGUGGGUGUUAAAUUGAGUUUUUAGAUGUCACCUGAUAUUUCGAUGUUGUUAAAUAAACUUGUAAAUAGAUUAGCUGAAUUGUGUUUUUAGAUAGUUUUAUAUUCUUAUCACAAGCUACGACUCCAGAUACAUGUAGAUUUGGGUGAGACUUUAGACUGAGCACAGAACAUUAGAUAUUCGACGGGUAUACACAAUGUAUAGGUAUUAUGCAAUCGUGUACAUUAGAAGCCGACGCCCUGUUUAAUGUAAAGCCUGCAUGUAACAAGAGCUGUUACGAUUAGUGUUUCAUAUUUAUUGGAGCCGCAGUUACAGGCCGCCGAGCAGAAACCAUUCGAUUUUUAUUAAUAAUAUUAUAUUACUAAACAAUUGUAUUAUUAUCUGUAGGAACUAUUACUGCGGCUGUUAGUGUAUUAAUGUACUAAUACUGUAUCGAAUCUCACUUGUAUGUGAAUAUGAAACGAACAGUGAUAAUUUAAUUUAAACUUAAGUACCUAGUUAGUAGCGAUUUUGGAUACAAUCGUAUUGUUGUAAAUCAUUGAAACAUCAAUAUAAGAUAAUUUUUAUCAA